UCUUAAUCAAUAAUUUUAUAGUAAAAUGAAAGGGCCGGUGACGGCGGCGGCGACAAUGGUGGUGGCAUUGCUGAAUUUGAUAGUGUUGGUGUGUUUGGGCAUGUCACUUAUGAUGUUUGUUGAGAGAAUGUAUUUAGGAGUUGCCAUUUGCUUUGUGAAGCUCUUUGGUAGAAAACCAGAGAAGCGUUACAAAUGGGAGCCUAUUAAAGAUGACAUUGAAUUUGGAAACUCCACUUACCCUAUGAUUCUUGUUCAAAUACCAAUGUAUAAUGAAAGGGAGGUUUAUCAAUUAUCAAUUGGUUCAGCUUGUGGACUUUCUUGGCCUUCAGAUAGGAUCAUCAUACAAGUUCUUGAUGAUUCAACUGACCCAACAAUCAAAGAGUUGGUAGAAGUUGAAUGUGCAAAAUGGGAAAAGAAAGGAAUUAACAUAAAGUAUGAAUAUAGAGGCAAUAGAAAUGGAUACAAAGCUGGGGCCUUAAGAGAUGGAAUGAAACUAAGUUAUGCAAAACAAUGUGAUUAUGUUGCUAUCUUUGAUGCUGAUUUUCAACCUCAACCUGAUUUUCUUUGGCGCACUAUUCCAUUCCUAGUUAACAAUUCUCAAUUGGCCUUAGUACAAGCAAGGUGGAAGUUUGUGAAUGCCGAUGAAUGUUUGAUGACUAGGAUGCAAGAGAUAUCACUGGAUUACCACUUCAUUGUGGAACAAGAAGUAGGGUCUUCCAUGUAUUCCUUUUUUGGCUUCAAUGGUAAUGUGAUGCCAAAUGUUAAGUGCAAUAUAAUUAUGGAAGCAAUUCCAGUUAAAAAUGAAUUGCCAAGCACUUUAAAGGCUUACCGCUACCAACAACACCGAUGGUGUUGUGGACCAGCCAAUCUUUUCAGGAAAAUGUUCAUAGAGAUUAUUACAAACAAGAAAGUGUGUUUAUGGAAGAAGAUACAUGUGAUUUAUAGCUUCUUCUUUGUUCGGAAGGUUGUGGCUCACUUCAACACAUUUGUGUUUUAUUGCAUUGUGUUGCCAUCAACAGUUUUGGUUCCUCAGAUUGUUGUGCCAAAAUGGGGUUCUCUAUAUCUUCCUUUCAUCAUCACAAUUCUAAAUGUACUUGCAAGUCCAAGGUCACUCCACUUACUAGUUUUCUGGAUAGUGUUUGAGAAUACAAUGUCUCUUCAUAGAACAAAGGCAACAAUAAUUGGCUUAAUAGAGGGUAGUCGAGUCAAUGAAUGGAUUGUCACUCAAAAACUUGGAGAUCCACUCAAAGGUAAAAUUGACAAUAAUAAACCACACAACAAGCCUGGAUUCAUCAGAAUAAGAAACAGGAUCCACAUGUUGGAACUUGUUGUUGGAUUAUACUUAUUCUUCUGUGGCUGCUUUGAUCUCUUGCUUGGGACAAAACGCUUCUUCAUAUUCCUUCACAUUCAAGCAUUUGCUUUUUUCAUUAUGGCAUUUGGAUAUGUUGGCACUUUCAUACCCACCUCUUAUUAAAAGGACUAUGUACUUGGCAGUUCCUUCAUUAAGCAAUUAUGGUUUCUAUGAUUUCAAUAUAUAUUUAUAUUGUAAUGUAACUUUUUUAUAGCAUAGUUACUAGAACUAUUUAGUAUUA
Arachis ipaensis is the source of this 1592-nucleotide messenger RNA. The record is from RefSeq and is a predicted model, not a curated record. Lineage: Eukaryota; Viridiplantae; Streptophyta; Magnoliopsida; Fabales; Fabaceae.